Messenger RNA from Nomia melanderi (Alkali bee), 3411 nucleotides. RefSeq names its product Pumilio and CPL domain-containing protein penguin (gene peng). NCBI's taxonomy places the organism in Eukaryota, Metazoa, Arthropoda, Insecta, Hymenoptera, Halictidae. The record is from RefSeq and is a predicted model, not a curated record. Gene Ontology annotation, cellular component: nucleolus. Gene Ontology annotation, molecular function: mRNA binding. Gene Ontology annotation, biological process: regulation of translation.
CCCCCGAGAGCGUCUGACAAAAUGUUGUAUGUUAUGUCUAUCUUAUACUUCGUCUGUGAUUGUGGUUACAAUUUUACUUGAAACGAAAUUUAAAAAGAGCGCGUUCAAAAGAUGUUCAGCUGAUUUACAUUUCCAUGAUGGAGUAGGUAGAAAGUUAAACAUUUAGAAACCACGCUUGAGGGCGAGAUUGUAUGCACGUGUACAUAAAAGCCGACAUGGUGUUAUAUUUUAAUAAUAAAUAUUUUAUUGUGAUUAAAACAAUUUUAGUGAACUUACAUUAGUAUAAUACACGAAUAGAACUGGAUAUAAAUAUUAAACAUUAAUCAGAUAUUGAAAUAAUUUCCAGAUAUCGCAAAAUGGGUAAAAGAAAAGACAAUGCUGAUAUUCAAUUGAAUGUCAAGAAACUGAAAAAGUCACCAAAGGUAGUUAAUAGCAAUAAUAUUGCAAGUAACGAAAUUAAUAUUUCUGUAGAUGAUAAGCCUACAGUUAUAAAAGAGAAAAGAGGAAAGUAUGAGAAACCUUUAAAACACGUUAAUAAGGAGAAUCGUAAACAUGAUGCAAAAAGUGAAAAGGAGAACCAGAAGGGAACGAAUGAAAACUCUAAUCAAAUGGAAAAACCCAAUUGGAUGGAAAUUAAAAAGCAAAAGAAGGAUCUACGAGAAAAGUAUAAAGCAAAAAAAUUAAAUGAUCUGUACGAAAUAUCAAUAAAAGCGAAACAGAUCGGUGAAAAGUUACGUAGAUCGGAUUGUAAACUGUUGGAACGUAAGAAAUUAAUUUUACAAGCUCAUGACUUAUUGAAAUCUCAUUAUAGUAAAGUAAUGCUUACACAUGAUUUAUCUCGUAUUAUUCAAUGGCUGAUCAAAUACGGCGACCAAAAAAUUCAAAGAGAUGUUUUUAGCGAAUUGAAGCCUUCGAUCACAGAAAUGAUCUCGUCAAAAUAUGCAAAGAACUGUGUAAAAAGUAUAUUAAAAUAUGGACCUCGAGAUAUGAAACACGAAGUUAUUUCUGCUUGUUAUGGUAAUGUUGUGAAAUUCAUGAGUCACUCUGUAUCUGCACCCCUGCUGGAUCUUAUGUAUUCAAAAUAUGCGAAACCUAUAGAGAAAAUAUACUUUAAACAAGAAUUUUAUGGCGAUAUGUACAAACAAGCCAAGGACAAAGAAGUUAAAUCUUUAUCAGACAUAUUUAAAUCUGCAGAAAAUAUGAAACCGGCAACGUUAUCCGCUGUGAAAGGAAAUCUAAUGAGGAUAUUAAAUAAAAAUCUUUUACACUUCACGUUUGUACAAUGUAUCCUUUUAGAAUAUUUAAACGAAUGUUCGUCUGAAGAUAGAUCAGAAAUGAUAGCUAUGUUGAAAGAUUCUGUAGUGGAAUUAUCUCAAACCAAACCUGGUUCAAAAAUUAUUACACUGUGCAUAUGGCAUGGUACAAUUAAAGAUAGAAAGAUGAUAAUGAAAGCUUUUAAGGAAAAUGUAAAGACUGUCUCCAUGUCUGAGCAUGGACAUUUAACAUUACUAGCUUUAUUUGAUUCGGUAGAUGAUACUGUCCUCGUAAAGAAAAUCAUACUUUCAGAAAUUCAGAAUGACUUAACAGAUAUAGCGUUAAAUGAACACGGAAAACACGUGAUUUUGUACUUAGUAGCUAGAAGAAAUCCUCGUUAUUUCCAUCCUAGUAUAAUUACAUACUUACAACAAGGAGAUAAUAAUGCAGGAAGCAAAAAGUCUGCAGAUAUUCGGGAAAAAGAGUUGUUAGAGGGAAUUUCUGAUUCACUACUCGAAGCUAUAACAAAGAACACUGCAACGUGGAUGUCUAACAGUUCCAGUGCAAUGGUAACAUUGGCAGUUUUGAAUGCAGGUACUGGAGAAAAAUUGAAGCAAGCUUUUGAAGCCAUUGCUAAGUACAUCACAGACUCGGACGUCAAGAUUAAAGAAGAGGAUGUCGAAUAUAAGGCUGUCGAACAUUCAGGUUUACAUAUGGCAUUGAAAAAACUUAUACAAGACAAUAAAAAAUUACGAGAGAAAAACGAAACUACAUUUGGAGAAAUAUUAGUUGAUCAUUUGGAAGCGAACAUCAUAAAAGAAUGGAUAAAAUUCAAUAGAGGUUGCUUUUUGUUAGUAUUGUUGUUGGAGAAUGAAACAGAGUCAACUGUAAAUACACUAUGCUCUAAAUUGAAACCAAUAAAAAAUUCUUUGAAAUCCGAGACGAGUCCAGGGGCUAAAAUUUUACUUAAAAAAUUGAAUUAAAUGAAACUCAUUUUAGUAAUCAUGCAUAGUGCAUUAACUUGUUCUCUAUUGGUUGCACAAUUGUGAAUUCUACAGGAUGCUUGUUUUAAAAGCAGCUGCAAGAAUGUCAAAUGUAAUACCAAUAAAUUGAUUUCCUGCAAUUUUAUUCGCAAUAUAAAUACUUACAAUUAUUCAGUCAAAUUUUGUGAUCAUUCUUGGUUUAGCAUUCGUUUCUUAUUUGUCUCAAAUAUAAAUUACUGCUUAUGUAAAAAUGAUAGGUAAUACAUAUAGUAAUUAUUUAUGUAUUCCACAUUACUUACCUACAAGGUAUGAGAAAAUAUGCUAAAAACAUGUAUAUACAAGUUUCGCAAAUUCAGAAAGAUUUUAAAACGAAAUCUUUUAUAAGUAUAUUAAAUAUUAAAAUGCUCAUGAACUUUGUAAUUUGUGUAAUAUAUUAUUCGUACAGAACUCAUAAGGCGACAGAUAUAUAUAUAAAUAUACAUUUUCCUAUCUUUUUACAAUACAAUGUAAAAAAAACAGGAAACCAUAAAAAUAUCAGUACCGAAGUUAGAUUUAAAUUACAUAUUAUUAGACAAUGGUUAUUACUGUUAAUAUAUACGAGCCACAAUUCUAAUAAACUGUCAUUAAACCAAUCUUGAUAAAUAAUACAUUUUUUUUAUUACUAUUAUUUUGAUGUUACUUAAAACAAAAUUGUCAAUUAUCAACACCAUUUAGAUUAGAUAGUAGUUCAAUUUUCACAGCUUAAAUAUUUCCUUGACGUCCACAAGCCUGAUUAAAAUUUCUGGUUCAUUAUCUUUUGUCAAUUGUGGUAUAUACUGUUGGAGUACGACACUCAUUUUAUGAAACAGUUCACUAUUUUUAGUAUCACGUAAUUUUUUCCCGAGAGAUAAAGCUAUAUUCAACGAUUCCUUCUUAAUCCUGAUAAACGAAAUACCUGCAACAGAUAUUCAUUUUAGUUAUCUUUCCUCUUAAAAAAAUAUAAAUUUUAUUCUUUAUGUCGUUUACCUAUACUAUACUCCAGUAUUUUGUUCAGUUUAUCACAAAUUUCACUCAGCAUUUCUUUAUCUCCAAUCGAUAAUUCUGUACUAUCCACUUUGAGCAAGGCAAGUUUAUCCACAAAUAAGUUAAGUGAUGUCAACAUCGCUACCUGUAUAGACGUGGACUGCGUAGGAAA